UUCAGUGGACAGAAGUGGAUCAGACGCACAAAGUAACUGCGCCAUGUGAAUGGACGAGGGACACAAGAGCUAAGACAAGGGCCUCCUUUACCUAACUGAAUCCAGAAAACAAACAAACAACAACAACAACAACAGGCAGUCCCACUGGAGGAUUAGGUCCUUGGCCAGGCUAGUGUGCCCAACUCUUCCACAAGGCUGGGGCCAGACUGAUCUUGUGUGGGACCAACUGGGACAAGCUGGAGUCUUUGUAUGAAUCUCUAACAACCGAUGCUGACCCCAGUGAGACGUUUGCACCAAAACUGGUGAUCCUGGACUUCAGUGAUAUGGACAGCAUGGAGGAUGUGGUGGCUGAGGUGAUGGAGUGUUAUGGUUAUGUGGACACACUCAUCUGCAACAGCAGCAUGAAGCUGAAGGCCCCGGUUCAGAGUGUCUCCUUGGAACUGGACAGAAACAUUAUGGACAUCAACUAUUUUGGCCCAAGCACUCUUGCCAAAGGUCUACUUCCAACAAUGAUCUCAAGAAGAUCAGGCCACAUUGUUCUGGUCAGCAGCAUCCAGGGCAAACUGGCUGUCCCAUUCAGAAGCUCAUAUGCAGCCUCCAAACAUGCGGCUCAGGCCUUCUUCGACUGCCUGAGAGCUGAGGUGGAGGAGUACGGGAUCAUUGUCAGCACCAUCAGUCACACUUUCAUCAAUGCCUCUGACCCGCCUCCUGUCGUGGAGCCGGCCCCAAAAACAAACGCCCUGCUUGAAUAUAUCAACAACCAGCUCACCCACGGCGUGCGCCCGCCAGUCCUGGCCAAUGAGAUUAUGCAAACAGUGAACAGGAAGAGGAAGGAGGUGGUGCUAGCCCACCCCAUCCCCAGGGUGGCCCUCUACCUCCGCUCCCUUUUUCCACCUUUCCUCUUCGCCGUGCUGGCAGCAGGAGUGAAGGAUUCAGUGUUGGCCGAGCAGAUGCAGUAGGAGAGAUGCUGAGAGGGAAGAAAAGUCUGAGUGUGUUGAAGAGAUGUGAAGGAAAGCACGGCUUGUUUAGGAAUGUUAAAUAUAAAUAUGGAUGUCCUAAGUGCACCAGCAGCUCCAUCCUUGACAUGUCCUAACAGGACAUUAAAGCAACUCAACUCUGAAAAAUGGAAAAAUUAAAGAAUUAAGUUGUUUUGUUUGUUUUCUGUUGAAACGCUUCUUUUAGUUCCGAUGAAAAGAGAAACACCUGCAGUUUUUAAAAUGUUUAUUUCAAAGAAUCUGUAACAAGCUUUUUGGACAAAAGGACUCGACAGAACAGAUUUAUCAAAAAGCUGCAAAACUUUUAGAUUGCAGAAUAAAUAAACUACCCGAAAAGACACAUCUUAAACUUUUCAUCUUGAAAUGUUUUAGCUUUUUCAGUGUUGAAUAUUGUUGAAUAUUUCCUCUCAGAGGAUUUCAGUAUUGCUCAAGCUGUUAAAUUAAAAAAUAUAUAUUAGUUGUAUUAAUGUCUAAUACACUUUGAAAUAAAAGAAACAACACUUGCAA
This is a messenger RNA of Austrofundulus limnaeus, 1502 nucleotides long. It is a transcript of the gene dhrs7cb, whose product is annotated as dehydrogenase/reductase (SDR family) member 7Cb. The record is from RefSeq and is a predicted model, not a curated record. Gene Ontology annotation, molecular function: oxidoreductase activity, acting on the CH-OH group of donors, NAD or NADP as acceptor. Gene Ontology annotation, biological process: intracellular calcium ion homeostasis. NCBI's taxonomy places the organism in Eukaryota, Metazoa, Chordata, Actinopteri, Cyprinodontiformes, Rivulidae.